Molecule: messenger RNA, 1914 nt
Organism: Lactuca sativa (garden lettuce)
Lineage: Eukaryota; Viridiplantae; Streptophyta; Magnoliopsida; Asterales; Asteraceae
Source: RefSeq, a predicted model, not a curated record
AUGACUCCCCCACCGGCGUCUCCUUCUUCUCCGGCAAUCAUCUUCUUCUUCGAUACUGAAAAACAUCGACCCAUGAUGGCAGCGAAAGCCACCACGUCACUUCCACAUCGAGGCUCAAGACAAAAAGGAGGGAGAGAUGCAUUUGUUUCCCAAGGGUUUGAUACUUGGAAUAAAAAAGAUGAAUUUCGGACUCAUGUGGGUGGUGUUGAUAGUUUUCACAACAAAGCAAGAGAAAAGUGUGAGCUUCUAAUGAGGGAAAACAAACUUUUAUUGAAAAACGGUUUACCAUUUUGUGGUCAUGACGAGUCGGUUAACUCGGAAAAUAAAGAGCUUUACAUUGAAGUGUUAAAAGCCAUUCGAGAGACUAGUGAAGAUAUUUUCAACAAUACUUUAGAAAAUGCUCCUAAAAACAAUCAACUAAUUUCCCCUAAAAUUCAAAAAGAACUUGUGCAAUGUUUUGCACAAGAAGUACUUUUGAGUAUUCGUGAAGAGAUUGGUCAAGAUGUUUUUGCUUUACUAGUUGAUGAAUCUAAUGAUGUUUCAAAAAAGGAACAAAUGGCUAUUGUUUUGUGUUAUGUCGAUAGUCUUAGCUUUGUGAAAGAAAGAUUCAUAGGACUAGUGCACGUGAAGGAUACAUCCUCUUUGACACUCAAAAACGCCAUAAAUGAAGUACUUACAAGUAAUAAGUUGAGUUUUAGUCGGAUAAGAGGACAAGGUUACGAUGGGGCUAGCAAUAUGCGAGGGGAAUUCAAUGGUUUGAAAGCUUUGAUAUUACAAGAGAAUGAAACGACUUUUUAUGUACAUUGCUUUGCACACCAACUUCAAUUAGUAGUUGUGGCUGUAGCAAAGAAGCAUGAUGGUGUUAGUGACUUUUUUGAGCAAAUAUCGUUGGUGGUUAAUGUUUGUGCCUCGUGUAAAAGAAAAGACUUACUUCAAGAGCAAGCAAGAGAAAGGGUGCAAAAAGGCUUGUGUAGUGGUGAACUUGAAACCGGAAGAUGUUUUAGAUUUUGUGAAAGGGGGGGAGGGUCAUUGGCAAACCAUCAACAAGCAUCUAGAAUCUUAGCAUAUUUUAAAUCAUAUGAGCUCGUGUUUUACUUACAUAUGUUGUAUGCCAUUUUACACCUCACUGGUACAUUGUUAAAGCAGCUUCAAAGAAAAGAUCUACACAUUUUAGAAGCGGCUUCGAUGGUUAGAGGGACAACGGAGGCAUUGCAAUCUUUUAGAAACAUAGGGUUUGCUAGCAUUUUGCCAAAAGUAUCCUCUUUUUGUCAAACACAUAAAAUUGAUACUUUAGAUAUGGAAGAGUUGUAUAUUGGUGCGAGAAACCGUAGGACUAAAAAGACUAAUAGGUUUCCUUUUGAGGUUGAAAUCUUCAACACGGUGGUAGAUAUGCAACUUACAGAAUAUCGGGAUCGAUUUAGUGAAACAAGCACCCAAAUACUAGAAUACAUGGGUGCUUUGAGCCCUUGUGAUUCAUUUGCACAAUUUGACAAAUCAAAGUCAUUGAAGUUGGGUAAGUUAUACAAGUAUGACUCUGAUGAUUCAGAUAUGAUAGACCUUGAAAGACAACUUGAGAUAUUUUAUCACUCUUGCAUCAAAGAUGAGCGCUUCACUAGUUUGAAAGGAAUUUCCGACCUUUCUCGUUUGAUGGUUAGUACGGGGAAGCAUUGGUCUUAUCCUUUGGUUUAUAAGCUUUUAAAGUUGGAUUUGAUAUUACCAGUAGCGACCCCAAGUGUAGAAAGAUGUUUUUCAAAGAUGAAGCUCUUGAAGGCCGACUUGCGUAACAAAAUUGGCGAUGAAUUUUUAAACGACACAUUGUUUUUUAAUGUCGAGACCGAAACACUUGAGAAAGUUGAGAAUGAAAAAGUAAUGGAGCAGUUUCAAAAGAUGUCUGCACGAAGAGGACAAAUUUAA